AUAAAUCUAAAGCUGAGUAACGAUGAGCGUGGCUGGUGGAGAGGUCGAGGGCGAGAGGCCGUCUCGCUUGCUGCCACCACGAUUACACCUUACCUUCCCCUUGUUUCCCUACGUACGCACAACUUUCCAGAUACCUCACCAGCACAAGGACGCGCUUUCGGGAGAGAUAAUGAGAAAACACAAAUUUGGGGAUAUUUGAAGUGCCGCCGGGGCUCCCCGCGCUCAUCGGAUGAAUUGGUCGAAAACGUCGUCGGUCCAUAUUGGGGUGACGUGACGAAUUUGACAUGUGCAUCUUCCAGCAGUGUUGCUGGGCCUCCUCGCCGACUAGCCCCUCAUGAACAGCCCUCUAAAGGGUUCUUGCACGAUCUUACAACGAUGAGAUGGAUGGUCAGACCUUCGUCCUCCUUCAAGAUCCUUAUCGCCCCCAUUGUACUAUAUCUGAGCUGGCAAUUGGUCGGUUUUACGCACAAUAAUCCCUGGGAACGACUCUUGUUCGUCUCUAAUCGGUUGCCGGAUGCCCCGGAUGGCACACCACUCUAUGCCAAAAGUUAUUGGUCCAUCACGGAAUACCUUUUGAAACCUUUCGCUCGGCUUCACAAGGCUCGCAAGCUCGAUAGAUUCGCUGAACAGGGAUACGCGGUCAUCUAUUCUAGUGUCUCCGGACCAUUUGGCCUUGUGGGUACGACAAUGAUGUCCGAAACGCCUACUCACAUUUACCAGUGGACCAUGUACAAAUUAUCCUCACUGGGAAAUGGCCGAAUGGAGAAACCGAGGAGCGACUUUGCCGAACUAGUCGCGCACCACUUUGUCACUCUCUGGCUGAUAGGGUGGAGUUACCUUAUCAACCUGACGCUCAUUGGCAAUGCAGUUUAUAUGACCAUGGAUUUCUCUGAUAUAUUCUUGUCUUUGGCUUUAUGCCUCAAUUACCUGAAGAUGGAGAAAACGAAAGCUGUCGCUUUUGCUUGGUUCGCUGGUGUGUGGACAGCAAUCUUCAGCUCCAAAUUAGACGAUGAAAGGUCGGACAACGAGGAUGAGUUGGCAGAGCCAAAGAAGAAAAAAGCUGAAUAA
Molecule: messenger RNA, 1068 nt
Organism: Acaulospora colombiana
Lineage: Eukaryota; Fungi; Glomeromycota; Glomeromycetes; Diversisporales; Acaulosporaceae
Source: the annotation of a GenBank genome assembly